UCUCUGAUUGGGGAAGAUUGACGUAAAGAGGACGAUUAUGGAUGAAAGCCGUCAACCGGAAGACGUGGACGAUGAGUCACAAAAGCUUCUCUCCUGUAUAGAAGCCAAAAGAAAGGGUGACCCCGUUGCCUAUUUUCAAUUUCUUCAUCAGCUGGGAGCGAGUCAAGGUGAUUCGCUUUCACAUAAGAUACUAGCAGUUACCAAAAACGCUACAAAGUUACAAUCUGACUUGGAUGAGCUGGUAUUUCAGUGUUUGGAUUUCGACUGGCUAGCUAAUGCAUCUUCCGAAGUGGCGCUUGCUUCUUUCACUAACUUUGUAUUAACCGUUACCAGUCUCCAUGUACACUAUGUAGAACCUGUCAUUGCUUCCUUAACCAAGACUAUUGUUUGUAAAGACUUUUCCCAAGUCCAGUCUUCAGCAGUGGAAAAACAAACCUUUAAGGAAAGCGAGUGCUUGAGCGAGAUAUAUCACCAACAGACUUCUCAUCUGUUAUCACGAUUGCUGCAGUUGUUGCAACUCGUGGUCGACUGUUACCCUACUUCUUCUCAUAUCGUCUAUCGCAGUAUUCAUGUACACGCUCCUCACAAAUUAAGGAGUGUAGUUGAUCAAAGGACUUUUAUCUAUGGAGCUCUGUUGUUGAGCAAGACCUUCCCGGAUAUACGACAAGCUGUAGUGUUUCUUAUUGUAGAAAAAUUGGUGGAAGUGGAUACGGAGGCUUCACAAGUACUAAGAAAGGGAAGAUAUCCACCUCUGUCGGAGUCUGUCGUUGAAGAGUUGGAAACAAAGGAAAUUGCAGAUAUGGUCAACAAAUUGGACAAGUUGAUGGAACAAGUAUUAUUAUUUAUUCAUCAUUUGGACAGUCCCAGUGAAAUACAAUCUUAUCUUUCAUACUUUAUGGACUCAUUUAUCAAUCUCGUUCUACCAUUGCUGUAUCUACGAUUUACACCAUUUCUAUUCUGUAUCAUUUAUGGUUCCUCUGUAGAAAAAACUCAAGACCUUCUCUGGCAACUUUGGUUUAUUUUUACAAAUGGAAAGAAUUUUGAAGAAACUCGAAUAUUCAGUAUCAAGUAUUGUAGUUUUAUGCUUUCACAUUUACGAAUUGUGAAACGUGAAACGAUGAUUCAAUGGUUAUCAAUGGCUGUCUCUUGGCUUCAUGAUUAUUUGGAACUACAUGAGCAAAGUGAUUCCUAUCUUUUUCAAGCAGAAGAAGAGCAGAUGCCCAUUUCAGGCUCUUGGAGAAGCGAUAGUGAGAGCAUUGAUGGUGAUUGGUUAGCCGAAGAGAAUAUUCUAUUGGACUCUUUGAGCUCUUCUAAAAGGACGAACUUGUAUUCGAUGGAUUUGGCACAUCGACUGUUUUAUUGUACACUCGAUGCAGUAAUUUAUGUAUUGUUAAGCAGAGGUCAUUCUUUGUUAUCUUCUGAACAAAACAUGCGAAUACCCAGUCUUGAAGGUAACCUUAUUGAGAAACUUCGUUCCUUUCGUUUGGCGAGAAUUUUGCGUUCAUCUCUUUGUCCUUUAUUGUUCCUUCCUCAUGAACAAGGUCGAAGAUUUAUUUAUUGGGCUUUCUCAUUGCGACUUUUUGAUUGUAGGGAUCUACUUGAUAGGACAUCAGAUAAGACAACAUUAGACUCGUGGAUGAAAGAAGAAAGUUGCUUAUCCAUGAUACCUUUUGAUAUGUUGGAGAAUUGUGGAAAGUGGUUAUCAGAGCUUGUUAGAAAGCCAGAUGACUUUGUGGAUGAUGAUGACGACUUUUCAGAAGAUGAAUAAAGUUAGUUGGUACAACAAGGUUAUAGAGGCAACAUUUGGCAUGUCUUGAUUGUCAGACAUUGUACAAUAUAUAUAUAUAUAUAUAUAUAUAUGUUACAUAACUUUUCUGCCAAAUUAGACAAUAUUU
Messenger RNA from Galdieria sulphuraria, 1895 nucleotides. RefSeq lists its product as uncharacterized. The record is from RefSeq and is a predicted model, not a curated record. Gene Ontology annotation, molecular function: RNA polymerase I general transcription initiation factor activity; RNA polymerase I core binding. Bases 38 to 1768 code for a protein of 576 amino acids. NCBI's taxonomy places the organism in Eukaryota, Rhodophyta, Bangiophyceae, Galdieriales, Galdieriaceae. Gene Ontology annotation, biological process: transcription initiation at RNA polymerase I promoter. The transcript has 2 exons. Gene Ontology annotation, cellular component: nucleus.